This is a messenger RNA of Solea senegalensis (Senegalese sole), 4246 nucleotides long. RefSeq names its product sex comb on midleg-like protein 2. Bases 163 to 2250 code for a protein of 695 amino acids. Gene Ontology annotation, molecular function: protein binding. The record is from RefSeq and is a predicted model, not a curated record. Lineage: Eukaryota; Metazoa; Chordata; Actinopteri; Pleuronectiformes; Soleidae. Gene Ontology annotation, biological process: regulation of DNA-templated transcription. Gene Ontology annotation, cellular component: nucleus. The transcript is spliced from 15 exons.
UCGGCAUAACUUACGUUCACUACAUGGGGGGAAAAAUGGCAGCUGACGAAUAGAGAAAAGUGGAUCUUCAGUCGAAAAACAGUCGACACUCGACAAACCCACACAGGUUUCACGCCCGCACUUUGAUUUUCACACGAGUGUCACGACUGGUCGUCUGUCAUCAUGGGAAAAACUCCAAUAAAAGAUCAGAAAGACAGCAGAAAAGACAAAGCAGGAAGACCAGUUCCACCAACAGGAAGUACACCUGCUGCAAGUAAAGAUGCUUUCUGCUGGGAAGAAUAUCUAAAAGAAACUUCAGCUUUACCUGCUCCACCGAGCUGCUUCCGACAGGCCAGAAUCCCGCCCUCCAACGACUUCAAAGUGGGGAUGAAGCUGGAAGCUCACGACCCGCGCAAUUCCACGUCAGUGUGCAUCGCCACGGUGAUGGGUUUAACCGGGGUUCGUCUGCGCCUCCGUCUGGACGGAAGCGACAACAGCAACGACUUCUGGAGGCUGGUGGACUCGUCCGACAUUCAGCCCAUCGGCACCUGCGAGAAGAACGGAGACAUGCUGCAGCCGCCGCUGGGUUUUCGGAUGAACGCGUCGUCGUGGCCCAUGUUUCUGCUGAGAACCUUAAACGGAGCAGAGAUGGCUCCAGCUACAGCCUUUAAAAAGGAACCUCUGAGGCCGCCGCAGAACAGCUUCAAGCCCGGCAUGAAGCUGGAGGCCGUGGACAAGAAGAACCCUCACCUCAUCUGCCCCGCCACCAUCGGAGAAGUGCGAGGCGACGAGGUCUUCGUCAUGUUCGACGGGUGGCGCGGGGCCUUCGAUUACUGGUGCAAGUUGGAUUCCCGGGACAUCUUCCCCGUGGGCUGGUGCUCCCUCACCAAACACAGCCUCCAGCCUCCGGGCAACAGUGUCACUCUUCCAAAGAACAUGCAGACUCUCCCGGCCUCUCCGUCCAAACCCAGCAGACGCUCCAUGCACUCGCCGUACAGACUCCCCAACCCUCUGCCCGCGCUGCCCGUCAGGAAGGGCGUACGGGGCCGUCGGCCCAAGAGCGAGACGCUCGCGCUGCUCAAAGCUGUGGCCGAAGCGGCGGCGGCGCAAAACGGAGGCGUGACUGAGGACACGCAGCUCGUGCCGAGGCCUCACAAGAAGAGAGGACCCAAACCUGGAAGCAAAAGAAAAUCCAAGAUCCUCCAGUGUCCGACGGCUCUGCCCAGCAUCCAGGUCCCACACGAGAGUUCUUCCAGUCUCAGCUCAGUGGUUUCCACAGUGUGUGUGUAUGUGAACAAGCUCGGAAACUGUGGUCCUCACCUGGACAGGAAGCAGAUGCAGCGUCUCCCUGACCACUUUGGUCCUGGACCAGUGAACAGUGUCCUCCAGCAGGUGGUGCAGUCCUUCAUAGACUGUACUUACCAGCCUAAAGUCCUGCUGCUGGCUCUGCAGACUCACUCUGGAGGAGGAGAGGUUGUCAGAGUGAGGACGGACGGUGGCGUCCGCAUGGUCAAACUGCCCUCUGCCUCCAGUGCUUCCUUUGUGCUGCGCUUCUUGGAGACGAUGUGUCGCCACCUACAGUGUGACAACCUGUUCAGCAGUCAACCGUUCAGUCACUACAGCGCCUACGACAGGAGCAAGUCAGUGAAAGAGGAGGCGUUGGACGCUCCCUCUCUGGGUCGAGCCAGUAAACGCAGUCUCUCUGGAGUUUCUCCACCUCACGCUGCUCCUCUGUCUCCUAAACAUUUACGCACAGAGGCUCAUCCUUCAGAAGCAGAGACUCUGCCUCACGAGGAGAGUGGCCUCAUGAAGGAGCAGCGCUACAUGGACUCAGCCUCCAACUCCAUGACUCCUCGUCCUCAGACGGUCAGGAGUGUCUCAGAGUUCCACUCUCAGUCCAGCGUCCUCUAUCACCCGGGCAACAGCACGCCCAUGCGCCGCCUGUCCUCCAACACCACGGAGCUGAGCUCGUCGCAGCCGCUCAGACGAGUGGAAGCCAGCUCCACCACUGGUCCUGAGGUGUCUGUGUCUGAGCAGUUGUCCACUAACAACCCCUCGUCCUGGUCCAUAGAGGAGGUGAUGCAGUUUGUCAGAGACGCUGACCCCACAGCGUUAGCGCCACACGCUGAACUCUUCAGGAAACACGAGAUCGAUGGAAAAGCUCUGAUGCUGCUGCGGAGCGACAUGAUUAUGAAGUACAUGGGUCUGAAACUGGGGCCGGCGCUCAAGCUGUGUCACCACAUCGAGCGGCUCAAACAGGGCAAAGUGUGACGGGAGCGCCCAGAGCCGCCGUGAGCCAAUCAGGAGGCGGGCGCUCGGACGCCGACCCGUGGAUCAAAGCGGGCACUCGACCUGUCGUCUCUCCGGACUGAAAACACGCUCCAACCUUUCGUCCAGAGUGGAGGACGCUCGCUGCGCAGCGCUGACCUUACCUCAUCCUGUCAUCGGACGCCGCCGCCGAAAUCCCAAAGGAAGAGUAAAUCCUCGCAGUGUUUACAUCCAUCAGCACGCUCACGCACGCACGUGGAGGAGGCGUGGCUUCUCUUUUUAACUGACUGGAUUUGAUUCCCAAAGAUGGAGAUUCAUUUUUUUUUUCUUUUCGCGUAACGUUGUUUUUAUUUCUAUUGAAUAUUUCCAGUUGGAAAGUUUCCCACCGUCGCUGUUUUUGACGCCCGACCUUGUUGGCGUUUCUCUCCGGUCGGUGCAUUCCACUUAGUUUUCAUUAAACCCUCAGUAUCGUGUGAAGAAUCACCGUUUUUUUCGCCGUUUCCGUUACAAAGAUCCUCGCCAAGAUGUAUUAGCUACGCUGCACGCAAACGUACGACUUCGCUCCGGUGACGUCGCACAUUCUUCACGCAGGCGGACAUCAUACACGCCUCGUUAUCACUUGUAAGUGGGCGUGUCUGACGUCUGGUGCUGGAGGCAGGCUCUCAAAUGGGAGCAACCGUCAUGGCCGACGAUGUUGUUAAAGUUAUAAAAUGCGACAAUGAAAUAUUAUCAUUUCUUAAACAAUUAUUAGUAAAAGGAUUUGUUGUGUUAAACGUUUCCGUUACAAAGAUCCUCGCCAAGAUGUAUUAGCUACGCUGCACGCAAACGUACGACGAGGACACUCCGGUGACGUCGCUGCACAGAUGCUUUUAACACUUGAAAGUGGGCGUGUCUGGUGCUGGAGGCGGGCUCUCAAAUGUUGCCAGAGUAGCAACCGCUAUGGCCGACGUUGUCAGGCUGGAGUUGCUAAACGUUUCUUGUUUGUUUUUGCAUUUAAGCCUCCGACCACUAGUUGGCAGCAGACUUUCAGCCGUCAGCUAUUGUUUAUGCAGAUGACAUUGCCAUCUAGGGGUGGGAACCCGCCAGAGAUGCCACGAUGCGAUAUUAUCACAGUAUUUAAGUCACAAUAUGAUAUUGCACUGUAUUUAUUUGCAAUAUCAUGUACGCAAAAUAUUGCAAUAUUUCACAGAUUCAGUGCGCUGUACACUGAAGUUUUUAACGAAAACUCGAACCACAAAUGCUACAUCGCUAUCGCUUUAGCAACGUUAGCAACUCAUGCUACAAAGUCGGCCAUGACGGACACUCGUGUACCUUCUGAAGUCUGCGUCGCCUCCUGCUGGAUGACGUGUAGAGUAGCCGUUCACGUAGGUUUUUUUAAUUAAAUUUCAAACGGACAGACUUGUUAAUGGAAGUGCGAGCAGGAUGUUUGUCUAAGGGCUUCCUCUGUCACAGUUAAGCUCAGUGGUCCAACAUGCGACAUCCUUGUCGGGCCGUUCCAUUUACUGUUAGCAGUGAAAACAGAUGUGUACAGUUUUAUGGGUUUAACCAUGAAUAUCAGCGACAGAAUGUACAUUUUGUAGAAAAAAACUUAAUAUUUUAAGGACAAAUAAUCAUAUACAUGAUUUAGAAAUGUGAAGAUAAAGGGGUGGGGCUGGGGGCGGGGCAGGUUCCAUUUUGCAUUUUCUUUUUAUAUUUACUUAACUGUAGUGAUUUUAGUGGAGAAAACCUCGCAGUACUAGAGUCUGCCUUGCUUUACCGAACACAUUUCUCAGGUUAACGUCGUCUCUUGUUAGUACGAGCUUUUGUAGCACACUGUUUAUACGAAGAUUGGCCCGAACUGACGUUUUUCUUUAUUUCUUCUUCUUGUGCCAUAAUCGCGUCCAAACACAGGAUCCAAGUGCUGUCCCCUCUCGUACGUCGUCUUUAAAGUACUUGAAAAAUGUGUCGCAGAAAAGUCACUUGUCUGUUAUGUCGCACCAGAUAAACGAUACGUGUUUUA